Molecule: messenger RNA, 1014 nt
Organism: Arachis duranensis
Lineage: Eukaryota; Viridiplantae; Streptophyta; Magnoliopsida; Fabales; Fabaceae
Exons: 2
Coding region: 155-943 (262 amino acids)
Source: RefSeq, a predicted model, not a curated record
CAAAGCUCAAGGAAUGCAUUAACAGAUAGAUACCAAGCCUUAUUUGUGUUCUAAUUACAAGCAACAGAUAGGUUUCAAAAUUGGUUACCAAAAGAUGAAUCCACUGUUGACAGGGCAUUGAAGAGAUUAUCAAGCACAAGCUCUCACCAAGAAUAUGGAAGCUAUUGAAGAGCUAAGCAAAUAUGAGGAGACCAUCAAACAUUUAUUCAAGCUUUUAAACAAAGUUUGCCAAGAAAGAGAUGAAGCAAGAUACCAACUUCAAUCAAUACUAAAAAGUUCCCAACCAAGUAACACCUCUUACACAAGCCAUCACUUUUCACAAUCAUCAAUGGAAAUUACUAAAAAACCAUAUUUGAGCAACAAAGCAUUAUUCUCAUAUUGUUCAAAUGAGAAGCUUCCUUCUACUUGUGAUUCCUCACAUCAUGCUAGAACAAAAAAAGAACCAAGCAAGUUGGCAUUAUUUCCAAACCAUGAAAACAGAACCACUACUAUAGAAAAGGGUGUUUCAAAAUGUGAUUUUGAUCAUAGUGCUUCACUUGUGAUUGAUGAACUUGUUUCGGGGAAGCCUUUGCCUCAAAAGGGUAGGUUGCUAAGAAGUGUAGCAGAAGCUGGACCUUUGCUUCAGACACUUCUUAUUGCUCCUCUUCCGAAGUGGCAAAACCCUCCUCCUUCUCCUCCUUCUUCUUCUUCUUAUCCUCCAUCUUGCAUUGUAAAUGAUGAUAAGGAUAAUAACAGUGUUGGUGAUCAAAGUGCAAGUGUUAUUCCAACCUCUUUGAGUUUGGCAUUUCCUGGGAAUUACAGUGGAGCUUCUUUGCAUAAUAAUGCAUCAUCAGAGUUUGAGUUACUAGUGAAGAAUGAGCCAAUUUCAUGGGUGGAUCAUAAGGAUUCAAGUAUUUUCCACAAUAAUCAUAUGUUAAUUGGAAAGAAGAGAAAGCUUAUAUGAUGCUAUGGUGAUCCUAUUUGUAUGAUUUGUAUCAUAAUGUAUCAUAAUUUUCUUAACUCCUUAUGUAAAAU